Messenger RNA from Conger conger (European conger), 3364 nucleotides. RefSeq names its product multiple endocrine neoplasia I (gene men1). NCBI's taxonomy places the organism in Eukaryota, Metazoa, Chordata, Actinopteri, Anguilliformes, Congridae. Gene Ontology annotation, biological process: negative regulation of cell population proliferation; regulation of transcription by RNA polymerase II; negative regulation of cell cycle. The record is from RefSeq and is a predicted model, not a curated record. The transcript is spliced from 10 exons. Gene Ontology annotation, molecular function: transcription cis-regulatory region binding; chromatin binding; Y-form DNA binding. Bases 202 to 2064 code for a protein of 620 amino acids. Gene Ontology annotation, cellular component: histone methyltransferase complex; chromatin; nucleus.
GGCGCGACGAGUACGAGCUGAAGCGAAACACAACUGCGCGGCAAAAGCUAGAGGAAUUGGUAGUAAACUAACGUUAGCUUAGCCACAUAACAAAAACACGUGGGUAAAGUUAUGAUAUCCCAGAGGCGUGCGUGAGCGUUGGAAGGCCUACACGACAGAGUCAGAACUACGUCUGGGAGCCGGGAGGAGAGGGGAGGGACGAUGGGUUUGCGCUCGGCCCAGAAGAAGUUCUUCCCCUUGCGGGGCAUCGACGGCGUGGUGCGGCUGUUCGAGACGGAGCUGCAGAAGGCCGAGCCCGACCUGGCACUGCUCUCCCUGGUGCUGGGCUUCGUGGAGCACUUCCUGGCUGUGAACCGCGUGGUGCCGGCCAACGUGCCGGGCGUGCGCUUCGAGCCGCUGGAGCCUGGCUGCCCCGCGUCCUGCUUCCCCACCGUGGACCUCAGCCUGCUGUCCGCCAUGUACGAGCGCUUCACCUCGCAGAUCCGCGGCGCCGUGGACAUGUCGCAGUACCGCCGGCCCGCGGGCGGGUCCAGCCGCGAGCUGGUGAAGAAGGUGUCGGACGUCAUCUGGAACAGCCUGAGCCGGUCCUACUUUAAGGACCGCGCACACAUCCAGUCCCUCUUCAGCCUCAUCACGGGCACAAAGUUGGACAGCUCCGGGGUGGCCUUCGCGGUGGUGGCGGCGUGCCAGGUUCUGGGCCUGCGGGACGUGCACCUGGCGCUCUCGGAGGACCACGCCUGGGUCAUUUUCGGGAAGGGCGGUGAGGAGACGGCCGAGGUCACGUGGCACGGCAAGGGGAACGAGGACCGGCGGGGGCAGACUGUCAGCGGCGGCGUUGGCGAGCGGAGCUGGCUCUACCUGAAGGGCUCGUACCUGAAGUGCACCAGGAACAUGGAGGUGGCCUUCAUGGUGUGUGCCAUCAACCCUUCAGUGGACCUGCACACGGACAGCACAGAACUGCUUCAGCUCCAGCAGAGGCUGCUAUGGCUGCUGUAUGAUCGAGGAGAUCUGGACAGGUAUCCGAUGGCCCUGGGCACCUUGGCAGACUUGGAGGACCAAGACCCCAUUCCUGGCCGGGACAGCCCCUUAUCACUCCACCUGAAGGCGGUGAACUCUGCCAAGAAGCACUAUAACAACGAGCACAUCUACCCUUUCAUGUUCCUGGCCGGGUACCACUACAGGCACAGGAACGUGCGGGGCGCCCUGGGGUCCUGGGCUGAGGCCUCCUCUGUCAUGCAGGACUACAAUUAUUUCCGCGAAGACGAGGAGAUCUACAAGGAGUUCUUCGACAUCGCCAACGACGUGAUCCCCACCCUGCUGAAGGAGACGGCGGCCGCAGCGGAGAGCAGCGAGGAGGGGGGAGACAGGGAGGCUGCCGAACAGGACAAGCCUCGGCAGCAGGCUGCCCUCACUGCACUACAGGACCCAGAAUGCUUUGCGCACCUGCUGCGUUUCUAUGACGGCAUCUGUAAGUGGGAGGAGGGCAGCCCCACGCCAGUGCUGCACGUGGGCUGGGCCACCUACCUGGUGCAGUCGCUCAGCCGCUUCGACGCGCAGGUGCGUCAGAAGGUGUCGAUCGUCACCAGAGAGCCCGAGCCCCUGGACGACGACGACCAAUCGAGCGAGGACCCACGAGAGGGGCGGAGACGCGGGCCCCGGCGUGAGUCCAAAGUGGAGGACCCGCCCCCUCCCUCAGCGCCGCCCGUGGCCCCGCCCGCCCAGACCGCUCCGCCCAAGAAGGUCGGGGGGGGCGAGGGGGGCGGGCGCCGGCGGUCCGGCGGGGGAGCGGCGCGAGCCGGCGACGCGGAGGCCAGGCAGCGGGGCGCGUCCCCCAGCCCCACGCCCCCGCCCCAGCAGCCCCCGCCCGCGGGGGGGCCCGUGGUGGCCUUCCAGAGCGAGAAGAUGAAGGGCAUGAAGGAGCUGCUCUCCGCAGCCAAGGUGAACUCCAGCGCCAUCAAGCUGCAGCUCACGGCCCAGUCGCAGGUGCAGAUGAAGAGGCAGAAGCCUGCCGCGGCCGGAGACUACACCCUCUCCUUCAUGAAGCGCCAGCGCAAGACGCUCUAGACCAGAGUGCCCGUUUCCUUCUUCUGAUGACUUUCUUUUUUUUUUUUUUUUGGGCUGGUCCAGUUAGACCUGAAAAGGGGUACGUGAGGAUAAUGUGCCACGAGGGUCACUUCAAAUGGGCAGGGAUCGUCAAAUCAUGGCCCUCCAGGGCUGAGAUGCUCAUUUUCCAACCUCCCUUUACCUGGGGUCUGGCAAAUCGGUAGCACUAAUUACCCGGGAGAAAAGAAAACAAAGGGCCAGAUUUGAUUAAAAUAAAUAAAGCUUAAGAUGUCUCCUUUUCUUGAUACCGCAUAGGACAGACCAAUCAAAUCGCGUCAAACAGCCUCACUGUCAGAGUGGAAUGAUGCAUCCCAUCUGUGGUCCACAUUGGUACAUUAGAACAGAAGACUAGCCUGGCUCCUAUUUUUGGUGUGUUGAAUAUUUGAGCCCCGAUUGCAUCUCGUUGGCCAACAUUGAGAUCUAUCAAGUUUGGAUCACCUACGGUGCACUCCUUUAGGUUUGCUGUAGAGGUGAGAAAUGUACAGUAAAGUCGAUAUUUAUAGUUUUCCACAUUGGGAGUGGUGCAUUUGACCUGCAAGUUGGCAUUCAUUUUGGGUUGUGUGCUGCCCAUCAAUAUUUAUCAUGUUUAGACUGAUUGUUUUUUUGAAACCAGUAUGUGCAAACAUUGAAGGAGCGUUUAUUUCCGUGCUCGCUUGGAUUUGUUGGUGGGGAGAGGCGCUCAAAUUCAAAUACUUCCCUGUAGCGCUUUAUCGGUUGCCUUAUUUUGAAAAUGUCAACAUUAAUUGUGCAUUCAUCUGAGAUAUGAGUCAUAAUAUCAGGAUUCAGAAUGCAGGAAAAUCCCAUUAAUUUCAUUUCACUGGUAAGACUUUAGGAAAACACAUGAUUAAAUACAUUUUAACUGUUUUCAUGCAGAAACAAACUACAGUAUGAAUAUUAUGGAAAUCUGUCUUGUUCGUCACUUAGUAGAAGUUACAUUUUUUUCCUAGUCCAGAUUUUAUUUUUUUACGAAAUAAAGUUUAAUUUGAGAGGAACUGGACUGGAAUGGUUAAACUACUGUAGUGAACUGCUAUUGCCAUCAUCGACUUUUCAAAUUGCUGCCUUCAUGUUUAUUGUUUUUUUCUUAGGACCUUCGCUUUUAAUAGUCGCAGGAACUCCAGACUGAUGGGGAAUCCUACAGAGGAUACAAAGCAAGUAGAUAGUGUACUAUGUAAUGGUGGCAUAGUGGCGCCUCCGGACUAACUUGUUUAACUGUAUUGCCUUAUAAUUUCACUGAAUAUAAAAUAAAAACUGAAAACCGUAA